AUGAAGGACCGUGACUCUGUUUCACUCCUGCACUACUCUGGUUCAGGCAAGACUAGCCCUCAGUUCCCAAAUGCUGCCAUCCACCCAAACUCUCCUGUGUUAGGGAAGUCCCAGCCUUUCUGCCUACAGUCUGGCCAGCACCUCAUAGCCUCCAUGCAGCUCCAGAAACUCAACAGCCACUAUCAGAACCUGGCUGUAUCCUCUACCGCUACCAAUGGACCCAGCCGAGGGUAUGCAACCACCGUGCUGGGCCCAGGACAGAUUACAACCCCUGGGGCAGCACAGGCAACUGGGAUCAUCGAUUCUGAUCCAGUCGAUGAAGAAGUUCUGAUGUCGCUGGUGGUGGAGCUGGGUUUGGACCGUGCUAAUGAGCUUCCAGAGCUAUGGCUGGGUCAGAAUGAGUUCGAUUUCAUCACAGAUGCCAGAGGACCAAAGAAGCAUCUGAAGCGUGUCGCAGCUCCUAAACAUUGGAUGCUGGACAAACUCACUGGUGUAUUUGCUCCUCGUCCUUCCACCGGUCCCCACAAGUUGAGGGAGUGUUUGCCCCUCAUAAUCUUCCUGAGGAACCGUCUCAAGUACGCCCUGACUGGAGAUGAGGUCAAGAAGAUCUGCAUGCAGAGGUUCAUCAAGAUCGAUGGCAAGGUCCGCACUGAUAUCACCUACCCCGCUGGCUUCAUGGAUGUGAUCAGCAUUGAGAAGACUGGAGAGAACUUCAGGCUCAUCUAUGAUGUCAAGGGACGCUUCACUGUUCAUCGCAUCACAAAUGAGGAGGCCAAGUACAAGUUGUGCAAGGUGAAGAAACUCAUCAUUGGCACAAAGGGAAUCCCACAUCUGGUGACCCACGAUGCACGCACCAUCCGUUACCCUGACCCUCUGAUCAAGGUCAACGAUACUGUCCGUAUUGACUUGGACACAGGCAAAAUUACAGAUUUCAUCAAGUUUGACACAGGUAACCUGUGCAUGGUGACUGGAGGUGCUAACUUGGGGCGUAUUGGGGUGAUCACCAAUAGAGAGAGGCAUCCUGGCUCCUUUGAUGUAGUGCACGUUAAAGACAGCACUGGCAACAGCUUUGCCACCAGGCUGUCCAACAUUUUUGUUGUUGGCAAGGGCAACAAGCCAUGGGUGUCCCUGCCCCGUGGAAAGGGUAUCCGCCUGACCAUCGCUGAGGAGAGAGACAAGAGAAUUGCUGCCAAACAGGGCAGCAGCUAAGUCAACAGGACUAGCGCACCUUGCUUCAAAUAAAAAAAAAUAUUUACAA
Xyrauchen texanus (razorback sucker) is the source of this 1258-nucleotide messenger RNA. Its product is annotated as 40S ribosomal protein S4-like. Gene Ontology annotation, cellular component: cytosolic small ribosomal subunit; ribosome; nucleus. Gene Ontology annotation, molecular function: RNA binding; structural constituent of ribosome. Lineage: Eukaryota; Metazoa; Chordata; Actinopteri; Cypriniformes; Catostomidae. The record is from RefSeq and is a predicted model, not a curated record. The transcript has 7 exons. Gene Ontology annotation, biological process: regulation of DNA-templated transcription; translation. The coding region runs from base 1 to 1209 and encodes 402 amino acids.